This is a messenger RNA of Aspergillus aculeatus ATCC 16872, 2178 nucleotides long. RefSeq lists its product as uncharacterized. The transcript has 5 exons. The record is from RefSeq and is a predicted model, not a curated record. Gene Ontology annotation, biological process: hydrogen peroxide catabolic process; response to oxidative stress. Bases 1 to 2178 code for a protein of 725 amino acids. Gene Ontology annotation, molecular function: heme binding; catalase activity. NCBI's taxonomy places the organism in Eukaryota, Fungi, Ascomycota, Eurotiomycetes, Eurotiales, Aspergillaceae. Gene Ontology annotation, cellular component: cytosol.
AUGCGCCAUCUUUGGCUUCUGCCAGCUGUUGCUGGUCUAGCUGGGGCCCAAUGCCCGUUUCUGUCCGGCGAGAUGGGGACUCCCCCUCGUUUCACCGAGCGAGCAGAUAACCCAACUGACACCAUCGAGGUUGUCGAGCAGCCCAUCGAUCAGUCGCUCUACCUCAAUGAUACUGACAGCUAUAUGACCACCGACUUUGGCACCCCAAUUUCGGACCAGUGGAGUCUGAAGGCUGGACACAGAGGACCAACCCUUCUUGAAGAUUUCAUCUUCCGCCAGAAACUGCAGCGCUUCGAUCAUGAGCGGAUUCCCGAACGAGUUGUGCACGCACGUGGUGCCGGCGCGUACGGUACCUUCCGAUCGUAUGGCGACUUCUCCAACAUGACUGCUGCCGAUUUCCUCAGUGCCGCCGACAAAGAGACCCCCAUGUUCUGCCGCUUCUCGACGGUGGUCGGAUUCCGAGGCAGUGUUGAUACCGCGCGGGAUGUUCACGGCCACGCUUGUCGGUUCUACACCGAUGAGGGCAAUUACGAUAUCGUCGGCGUCAACAUCGCCCCCUUCUUCAUCCAAGAUGCGAUCCAAUUCCCCGACCUAGUUCACGCCAUCAAGCCCAUGCCGCACAACGAAAUCCCGCAGGCGGCGACAGCUCACUCCUCGGCCUGGGACUUUUUCAGCCAGCAGAGCACGGCACUGCACAGCGCCCUGUGGCUGAUGUCCGGCCACGGCAUCCCGCGCUCGUACCGCCACAUGAACGGCUACGGCGUGCACAGCUUCCGCUUCGUGACGGCCAACGGCACCAGCAAGGUGGUCCGGUACCGGUGGCGCUCGCUGCAGGGGGUGGCCAGUCUGGUGUGGGACGAAGCGCAAGCCACGGCCGGCAAGAACAGUGACUUCCACCGGCAGGAUCUGCACGAUGCCAUCGAGAACGGCCGCUAUCCCAGGUGGGAGCUGGGCGCCCAGAUCAUGGACGAAUCCGACAUGCUGCGCUUCGGCUUCGACCUGCUUGACCCGACCAAGUUCGUCCCCGAAGAACUUGUCCCCUUCACCCCGCUGGGCGUGAUGGAGCUCAAUGCCAACCCGACCAACUACUUUGCUGAGGUGGAACAAGUCGGCUUUCAACCCGGCCACAUAAUCCGCGGCAUCGACUUUACCGAAGACCCUCUCCUCCAAGGCCGACUCUUCUCCUACCUAGACACGCAAAUAAACCGCCACGGGGGCCCGAACUUCGAGCAACUGCCCGUGAACCGGCCGCGCAAGCCCGUCCACAACAACAACCGCGACGGCUUCGGCCAGCAGCAGAUCCCCACCAACAACUGGGCCUACACGCCCAACACGAUGGGCGCCCAGACUGCCCCGCGCCAGGCGAACCAAACCACCGGUCACGGGUUCUUCACUGCCCCCUACCGCUUCGCAAGCGGCCAUCUCGUGCGCGAGCCCAGCCCCACCUUCGCCGAUCACUGGUCCCAGCCGGCCCUGUUCUGGAAUUCGUUGGUGCCUGCGGAGCAGCAGAUGGUGGUGAAUGCGAUUGUGUUUGAGAAUUCCAAGGUGACGAGUGUGCAUGUGCGGCGGAAUGUGGUCGCGCAGUUGAAUCGCGUGGACCAUGGGUUGGCGACGCGGGUGGCCAGGGGGUUGGGGUUGGAGGUGCCGGACCCUGAGGGCAGGUACUAUACCUCGAAUACGACGGUGAAUGUUGGGACAUUUGGGCAGCGGUUGCUCAGUGUUGAGGGCCUAUCGGUUGGGGUUUUGGCGUCGACUAAGGAUGAGGGGUCGCUGAGCCUUGGGGCGGAGUUGGCUAGGGUGCUGGCGGUGCAUGGGGUUGAUGUUGAGGUUGUCGCGGAGGUAUGGGCCGAGGGUGUGAAUACGACGUAUGCGCUCUCCGAUGCUUCCGGGUUCGAUGCGGUGGUUGUGGCGGAUGGGGUGGAGAGGUUGUUCACGACGGGCAAUGCGACGACGAUGUAUCCUCCCGGUCGGCCGGCGCAGAUCCUGGCUGAUGCGUUCCGGUAUGGCAAGCCCAUUGGAGCAGUGGGGAGUGGGAAGCGGGCCUUGAAGGGGGCGGGCAUUGAGGUUGGGAGGGAUGGGGUGUAUGUCGCUGGGAAUGCGACGGGGUUGGCGGCGGAGGUGUUGGAGGGAUUGUAUACUUUCAGGUUCUUGGAUCGGUUUGCAUUGGAUGAGGACUGA